This is a messenger RNA of Microplitis mediator, 2016 nucleotides long. RefSeq lists its product as uncharacterized. The coding region runs from base 398 to 1684 and encodes 428 amino acids. The record is from RefSeq and is a predicted model, not a curated record. The transcript is spliced from 4 exons. Lineage: Eukaryota; Metazoa; Arthropoda; Insecta; Hymenoptera; Braconidae.
UUGAUUUGCGUCUUUACUUCGACACUUUCGCAUUCUGAAUACUUUAUACAUUAACAAGACUACGUACUUAAAUACUAAGUACAAUAAUAUUUAUUUAUAUAUAUUUAUCAUAUAUUUACUCACAAUAAUACCGAUCGUUGAACCCAAACUAAAAUUUAUUUUUUAAAUUAUUUAAUUUGAAUAAGUAGGCUGUACUUAAAAAUAUUAUUUGCUACUUAAUUGCGCGUAAAAUUUAUAUGUAAUUAUAUAUAUGAGUUUUAAUGACUUUUUAUUAUUUAGAAAUUUAAUUUUUUUAAAAAUACGGAUAAUAAACUCGGAAAAUCUUAGUGGCCAUAAGGAGUAUACGGUUAUGGUGGUAAUUAGAGAAAUGGCACGUGAUACCCGGAGCUAAACGAUAAUGAACGUACAAUUGAUAAAAUUGACAGCGUCGAGUAUUCUGUUAACUAUAUUCAUUCUAACGGGGAUCGUUAACUCGACAGACGUUGCUCUAGUUAAACCUACGACUAAAGAUCCUGUUUCAACGAGUUCAUCAGCCCUAAAACUCGAAGCAAGAUCCGAGCCGCUCGAUAAUAAUGACGACAAUAACAUCAAUCUCCAAGUAUCAAAUUCUACUAAAAUUUAUCCAGUCUACCCGAGAUCGAACGAUAAGUCUAAUCCAUCUGAUCAAAUUAUUAAUUUGAAUACCAAAGAUACUUAUCUGGAGGCACUGGAGCACUCGCACUCGAGUAAAGAUCCACGUGAAGGUCUUGUCAGAGUUGAUCCGAGGCCUAAGUACACGAAAUUAGUCCGCAGGACUUCUGAAGGCCCCGUUUAUCGUCCGGAGUAUGGGGCGCCCGAGUCAUCGGGUUACAGUUCGAAUUCGGAUUCGAAAACUGCUCGGAUAGCGUACGGAAGUAGUCAGGAGUAUCAGCCUCAGUCAUCAAAUGACUUGUAUUCAUUACCGGUUCAGCAAUCAACUAAUUUCAAUGAUCAGCAGAAUCAAUACGGUCCACCUGCGGUACCUCAAACUAAUUACGGCACUCCGAGUACUAGUUAUGGUGUACCUAGUACUAGUUAUGGUGUUCCUAGUACUAGUUAUGGUUCUCCGAGUACCAGUUAUGGGCCUGUGCAGCCACAAAAUUAUUAUGGCGCGCCAAGUAGUUAUUUACCAGCUAAAGGACCUACGCAAGGUGAGGCACGAGGUUAUGGAAAUGAAUGGAAUGGUUAUUCACUGCCACAACUCAUGCCAUCAAUCGAUUUCUCGUGGCCAUUUGCAUUGAAAUUAAAUGCAUUCACCAUAGCUAAAAUACUUUUGAAACUAGUUAUAUUUAAAAUGAUCGUUAAAUUUAUAGCUGUCAUAUGUUUAUUAUUAUUUAUACCAAAAUUAGAGAUGAAAAAGGAUGACAAUGACAAUGAUGAUGACGAAAGUCGUGUGUUUAAAUCCACAUCUGCCCUUGAGCGGCUUAAUUCACUUACGACUACUGUUUUAGAUUCAAUUGAUAAAUAUCAGUCAAUAAAUAACAAUGAUAAUAAAAUUAAAAAAUGUGAUAACUUAAAUUGUCGCGUGAAGAGAAUUUUAUUAGCAAAUGAGUCAUGGAGUGAUUACAUUAAUUUAUUUAAAAAUUACGUCGCUGAAGAAAAAUAUACCGGCAGUGAAGAAUUGCACAGUCAAAGUCAUACUGAUCGUAAUAAUAAUGAAACAUAAUUAAAUUAUUUAUUCUAAUUUUUAUUUAAAAACUGCCAUUUUAUUUAUUUAAUUUAUGUAUAAUAAAAAAAAUUAAAAAGGAAACUCGAUAUUAUUUUUUGGAUCAAUGGAAGUUUGCGAGUUUGGGGAAAUUAAGGGAAAAUUGUCGAGUAAUUCCCGUGACGUUGCGAGAAUGUGCUUAAUUGAGCUUUUUGGUGUUUGUAUAAAUUUGAUGGUAUGUGUAUUGGGAUUAGUUUUAGCAGUUUGCUGGGAUGUGAAAGCGUUUGAGAUUUUAGAGGGACCUAGAACAGUGACCUGGAGAACGAUAAGAAGAUCAAGGGGUAUUUAGCAAU